This is a messenger RNA of Lytechinus variegatus (green sea urchin), 3069 nucleotides long. RefSeq lists its product as uncharacterized. The transcript has 9 exons. The record is from RefSeq and is a predicted model, not a curated record. The coding region runs from base 241 to 2469 and encodes 742 amino acids. NCBI's taxonomy places the organism in Eukaryota, Metazoa, Echinodermata, Echinoidea, Temnopleuroida, Toxopneustidae. Gene Ontology annotation, cellular component: Golgi apparatus. Gene Ontology annotation, molecular function: protein binding.
GGGUACUUUCAGUUACAAUAUUGACGAUUACGGAUAGCGGAUGGGAAACCUUACACUUGCCACAGGGUGUGCAUGUACAGUGUAGCUUCUGAAUUGAAUUGGAAUUGACCAACUGCAUGAGGAAUUAUGUUUGGAAAGCUCUCUGCAUUCACUCAUCGUGAAACAUGGCGAUAUGAGGGGCAACUUGGGACAUUGAGCACAGGAUGGAAAAAUGAAAAUUUGUGAGUGCUAUGUGAUAGAAUGAAUGAGGAUGUAAGAAUAACUGACUUGCCAGCACUGACCCACACCAAGCUACACAUAGGACACAGCUUCGUUUGGACUCAUAUCUUUCCUGAAAGCACACAGGUCCCAAGGACUCGGAGUAAGCAUGCCACGUGCCACCACAAUGGCUCUAUCUACCUGUAUGGUGGAGUAUGUGGGAAUGUAUCCCUCAAGGACAUGUGGAGGUUUGAACCUAGUACAAGCCUCUGGACCAAGCUAGAGUGCUGUGGAGAUACCCCUCCCCUUCUCCAGGACCAUACCAUGGUCGGCUACAAGGAGUCCAUCUUCAUAUUCGGUGGACUGUGUGGGUUCGAUAACCCAGGAGAAACCUCUCUCUGGAUCCUCGACCUCACCAAGUUCACCUGGCGGAAGCAGGUCAUCACCUCGGAGGUCACGACCCCUACCAGUCGCAGGGGUCAUUCUGUGGUAUGUCACAACGGUGGGAUGCACCUGUUUGGAGGCCACCUGGACCUCAAAGGAUCCUGUAAUGAAAUGUGGACUUUGGAUUUUGAUUCGCUCUAUUGGCAUACCAUGGUCUACAGUUCACAGGAUUCCUGCCCCCCUCCGAGACACGGCCACUCUGCAGUCAUCCAUGAUAACUCCAUGUUUAUCUACGGUGGCAGCAAGAAUCUCCAGCCGCUCCAAGACAUGUGGAAAUGGGACUUUGGGAGUGGUCAUUGGUCCAAGGUACGCUACUGGCAAGGUCCACCGGCCCUUCACGGUCACUCGGCCCUCUGCCUUGGAGACUCUAUGCUUAUCUAUGGAGGGGAAGACAAGGACGGCGUGCUCAGGAGUGACCUGUGGAUAUUCAGCUUCAGUUCUGAGAGUUGGACAAAGGUGCCCUACAAGGGUAGCAUCGUGCCUUCACCAACCAUGCACCAAACCUUUGAGAUGGACAUCCCACAGUCAAACUCCCUCUUUCCACCUCAAGAUGAGCGCUCCCUCUCUGCCCCUUUCCUCCAACGACCCAGCAUGUCGUCGCUCCACGUAAGACCCCACCCAAGACCGCAUUCAUCUCCUGCUUACUCCAAGGGUAGCAUGAAAGAGAGGGCAUUCAGGAACAGGGUGCACCCCAACAAUGGACACGUUGCAUCGAGCGAUGUUGGUGACUCUAGGGAUACUGUUUCUGCGAUGAGCAGAAAUGCAGAUGAUGAUGUUCGUGGUGAUGACAGUAGCCCAGAGGAUGGUGUGGAUGGGGAGGAAGAUAUCUACAACUCAAGGAUUUUCAUACCUGUUGAUGAGCUAACCAGCUCUAGUAGGGAGAACCUUCUGGAGGACCUAGCAAGUCAGAGAUCUGAUACAAGCACAAGGACAUUCAGGAAAAGAAGAGUGAGACCAGUUGGGACAGAUGCUCUGGCUGCCCUGGAUGGAGAAGGGAAUCUUGAGGCAACCUCUGGAGAUGUCCUGCUGACAGACCUUGAUCUGGUGAAUCACAAUAAGAUCAUAGCCUCUCCUGGUACUGCUCCCAGCAUACCUAGAGUCAGCAUAGAGGACUAUGACAAACCUGAAAAUCCUAAAACAUUGAUUAACAGGUCGCACGGGUUUGGGAAUGGGAUAUCCGUCGGGAAUACUCGGUGCAAUAAUCUGGAGAAGUUCAAUAAGAGGCCACAAAUUAUCCAAGUGAUGCCAAAGUCCAAAUCGGAUGAAAUCCCUUUGUUGAGCUGUUCCAUCGAUGACAUGAACUUGAAAAACAAGUGGCAGUCGUGUGAGCAGUUUGCUUUUGUCAAUGAUGGUUUUACUAUUGGCGAUGACACGUUGAAGCCUCGUCAGCGAUCAAAUAGUUUAACGGAGCAGAAAUUGGUCAUCGAGAGCAUGCUUGGUGAGCGUCAUCUUUCUCUUAAUGAUUUGCCGAACAUGGCCACACUGAUCAUGCGGCAACAUGACAGAACUUCUACCAACCGAACUCAACGGUAUCAUAAAGAACCUACCAAGCCGAGCGGAAAGCGUCCUGUGCUGAAGAAACGAUCUCAAACCGACCAUACCCUUUAUGCCAAAACUAUACAACAGAGCAAUGAACAAUUCACUGCGGAUGGUUUUAGUAGUAAAGGGCGCCAUCAUGUCCCGGUCCCUGUACAUCUCUAUGUGUUUGGUGGUCAGGAACCUAACGUGAGCAGUGUCCACAAGUACCAGACCAGGUUACCGGUGUUUAGAUGCACAAUUGUACCGGGAAAGCUGUCACCCAAUGAGAUCCAGGCUCUUCUUCACUGACAUUGACUACAUGACCUUUGACCCCUGAAUUGAUCUUUGUAGCAAUGAAGGUGUAUCAGGGAUGAUUCAGCCUUUGGAAGCUUGCGUUGUCCACGGGUCAAUUUCGUGGAGCAGCGGCACUUUUACCCUUUAACAGGGUUUAAAUGAAAGCGUGUCACUUAUGUAAGAAAAUGAAUGUCCAUUCGCAAAGUGAUUUCAAUUUUAUUCUGUUUCUUUGAUUGGAACAUAUUUGGAGAGGGCCAGGUACCCACAACUUAAGACUUGAAGAAGACCGUAACAAGGGAUACCUUUCCCCUGCUUUUGGUGAUAAUUAUCAACGAAAUAUUCUGAGACAUGGUGUAUGAGGCAAAAUUUCUAAAAAGCUCCAAGCAAAUGAGCAAAUUUUUUAAACUCAGUGGAAGAAAUGUAAAUUUGUAAUGGAUUUUGACAAAAUACUUCUAAUUUGAUAUCACAUUUCACCCCUUUUACAUUUUCUUUUUUUUCCUUGGGGGUGUUUCACAAAGUUUAAAGAAUGAUUUAGAGUGUCACUUAAAUGUCUAGUUGGGCGCGGUAUAAAAGGCAUGACCGCAUUGGUCAGAUCAUGCCAAGAGGACACAUGAC